This is a messenger RNA of Hyaena hyaena (striped hyena), 2618 nucleotides long. RefSeq names its product L-gulonolactone oxidase. Gene Ontology annotation, molecular function: D-arabinono-1,4-lactone oxidase activity; FAD binding. Gene Ontology annotation, cellular component: membrane. The transcript has 12 exons. The record is from RefSeq and is a predicted model, not a curated record. The coding region runs from base 730 to 2052 and encodes 440 amino acids. NCBI's taxonomy places the organism in Eukaryota, Metazoa, Chordata, Mammalia, Carnivora, Hyaenidae.
UUCACUGAGGAGGAAAAUGAGGUUCCUGGAGGUUAACAGGCAGAGCCUGGAGGAGGAACCCAGGGCUGUCUGCAUAGAGCCUGGGGGAGGCUUCUGCUGGAAGAGUGCCUGAGCUGCAUGUCUCUCGUCUCCCCCCACCCUGUGCUAUGGCCACCAGCCUCCUGUCAUGUCUCUCUAGCGAUGGGAAGCUUGGUGUGUUCAUCUCCCAAAUCGGACAAAUGAGCUAACACAGAUGCUCACUGCACUGCACUGGGGUGCCAUGUGUGCCCUCCUCCAAGCGGACACCAAGGAACCCCCUGCAUUAAGAUCCCCCACAGAACCCCCCAUGUCAUAGCCUCCACUGACCUAUGGAAUUAAGGAUCCCAUUUGGAAGCUGCGGGUCCUUUGGGUCCAGAAUGUCCAAAGUUGGGGUCAGAGCUCAAGUAGAAUCCAGGGACAGAGCAGCUGCCUCUUAAACUCUGCUCUUCCACCAGCUGAGAAGGGCCCCCGGGGCAGGGGGCAGGGCCUGGGCUGCUAUCUGUCCGGGUGGAGCUUGUCGCAACCCUGUUUACCCACCUUUGCCGCGAAGCCCCUCGGUAUGCAGUAGAUAGGAGCCAGCCCUGAGCUCGGAGGCCGCUGUGCUGCCUGCUCCGGACUCUGGCCCCACCUUGCCUCGGCACCCUGCUGCCCAGUGCUCUGUUCCUGGAGGAAGCCACAGUCCACCAAGGCCACUGACCCACUGCCGGAGCCAUGGUCCAUGGGUACAAGGGAGUCAAGUUCCAAAACUGGGCUAGGACCUAUGGCUGUUGCCCAGAAAUGUACUACCAGCCCACGUCCGUGGAGGAGGUCAGAGAGGUGCUGGCCCUGGCCAGGCAGCAGAACAAGCGGGUGAAGGUGGUGGGCGGUGGCCACUCACCCUCGGACAUCGCCUGCACCGAUGGCUUCAUGAUCCACAUGGGCAAGAUGAACCGGCUUCUCCAGGUGGACACAGAGAAGAAGCAGGUGACGGUGGAGGCCGGGAUCCUCUUGGCUGACCUGCACCCACAGCUGGGCGAGCAUGGCCUGGCCUUGUCCAACCUGGGAGCUGUGUCAGAUGUGACUGCAGGGGGCGUCAUUGGGUCCGGAACACACAACACAGGGAUCAAACAUGGCAUCCUAGCCACCCAGGUUGUGGCGCUGACCCUGCUGACAGCCGAUGGCACCAUUCUUGAGUGCUCCGAGUCCAGCAACGCAGAAGUGUUCCAGGCUGCGCGGGUACACCUGGGCUGCCUGGGAGUCAUCCUCACCGUCACCCUGCAGUGUGUUCCUCAGUUCCACUUGCAGGAGAUCACUUUCCCCUCAACCCUGGAUGAGGUUCUUGACAACCUGGACAGCCACCUGAAGAAAUCUGAAUACUUCCGCUUCCUCUGGUUCCCACACAGUGAGAACGUCAGCGUCAUCUACCAGGACCACACCAACAAGCCCCCCUCCUCUUCAGCCAACUGGUUUUGGGACUAUGCCAUCGGAUUCUAUUUAUUGGAGUUCCUGCUCUGGAUCAGUUCCUUCCUGCCAGGCCUCGUGGGCUGGAUCAAUCGCUUCUUCUUCUGGCUCCUGUUCACCAGGAAGAGGGAGAGCAGCAAUCUCAGCCAUGAGAUCUUCACCUAUGAGUGCCGCUUCAAGCAGCACGUCCAGGACUGGGCCAUUCCCAGAGAGAAGACCAAAGAGGCGCUGCUGGAGCUGAAGGCUGUGCUGGAGACCCACCCCAAGAUGGUGGCCCACUUCCCUGUGGAGGUGCGCUUCACCAGGGGGGAUGACAUCCUGCUGAGCCCCUGCUUCCAGAGGGACAGCUGCUACAUGAACAUCAUUAUGUACAGGCCCUAUGGCAAGGAUGUACCACGGUUGGACUACUGGCUGGCCUACGAGACCAUCAUGAAGAAGGUGGGGGGCAGGCCCCACUGGGCCAAGGCCCACAACUGUACCCGGAAGGACUUUGAGAAAAUGUACCCAGCCUUUUCGAAGUUCUGUGCCAUCCGAGAAAAGCUGGACCCUACCGGGAUGUUCCUGAAUGCGUAUCUGGAGAAGGUGUUCUACUGAAGCAGAAACAGAACACAUCAAGCCCACCCCAUCCCAUCCCUCAGGCCCACCUCCAGGAUGUUGAAGUCUCAGUGUCCCACAGGCCCAAUGAGGAGCCGACCUCUUUCCGUGGGCCCUCUGCUGUGGCACCCACAGCCACUCCUAUCCACAGACAACAACCCCAUGCAAAAAACACCCAAGUCUCCAAUUACAUCUCCAUGCGGCAACCCCCUCCCCUGAACUUUAGUCUGUUUUCCCAGGAUAUAGAGAAACCCUUGAAAUGUUAUGUUUCUUUAAGAGGUCAGAGCUUUGGUUAUUCACAGCUUCUACCUGCUGAAAUUCUGGGGCCCCCUUAACGUGUGUUUGGGCACAGCAGUCCUGGGUACUGUGUUCUGCCUCCUUUCACCCUCAAGGGUUUUUCAGAUGCUCAGCUGAGUGCCCACCUGCCCUAGGACUGCUCUCUCUCCGUGUCUUCCCGUCCCCCUGAUCUCCCAUCGCCUGACCUUCAAGCAUGUCUUUUCCAGGGAAUGUUUGGGGAUUGGGCCUCUCCUUGCCUUCUUUUAAAUAAAGACCAAGAACUGAUUCAC